Molecule: messenger RNA, 1677 nt
Organism: Symbiodinium natans
Lineage: Eukaryota; Dinophyceae; Suessiales; Symbiodiniaceae
Source: the annotation of a GenBank genome assembly
AUGGCACUCUUGGACUCGGAGGACACCAUGGCACCCUGUCCUUGGAGGACACCAUGGCUCCGAGGCUGGUGGCCGGUGGCCACCCGGGAGCGACAGGGUUGUCGACGGCCCGGUCGUGAUCCUGAUUUGCUUCUACCAGCUGCUAGAGCUGGUGAUGUGGAGCUGGCUGUGAACGGCGUGUGCACCUGCACCUGCUCCACUGGCUACGAGGGCGACCGCUGUGACGUGUGCAUCGCCGGCUACGAAGGCUACCCCACCUGCCGCGAGAGUUGCACAGACGAGGCGGAUUGCAGCUCCAACGGUAUAGCCUCGGGGGUGAAGUGGCUGAACGAGUUCGGCCAGCAGCUGGACAGCUGCGCGUGCGUGUGCGAUCCAGGUUUCAGCGGGCUGAACUGCGAGACGGGAGACAGCGCGCUUCCCGGGCUUCUCUGCGAGUACUACUACUUCGAGCAGGGCUCCAAUGUUCCCGACUUCCUAGGCAAGACGGUGGACCACGUCACUGUGGCUUCGGUGAUCGAUUUCGCCGACGACCACUCGUUUCCGGAAGUUGCCCAGCAUGACCACUUCGCCGUGAGGUGCACGGGCUUCUUGAAAAUCCAGACAGCUGGAACCUACGAUUUGUACACAAACUCCGACGACGGCUCCUUCCUCUACCUGGAUGGGGAGCGUAUUGUGGACAAUGACGGGUUGCACGGCCCGCAAGAGAGGAGCGGAUCCAAGCAGCUUGCGGCCGGCUCCCACCCCAUCCUCGUGGAGUUCUUCGAGAACGGAGGCGGCGCGAAGCUCGUCGUGGAAUAUCGGGGGCCCGACUCCAAUGGUGCGCAGGUCGUGAUUCCCUCCCACGCGCUGAGCACUGCUGUGGAGCCCACCACGUCGCCUAUAUCAACGACCAUGACUACCACCACAGCGGCCACGACCACGGCUACGACCACCUUGGCGACGACUACCACAGGGGCCACAACCACUACCACGACCCCGCAGGCCGGCCCACAACCUGGCGUGAGUUGUGAGUACUACUACUUCACGCAGGGCGACAAGGUCCCGGACUUUGCAGGCAGGACGGUGGACCACGUGACGGUGGCUUCGGUGAUCGAUUUCGCCGACGACCACUCGUUCCCAGAAGUUGCCCAGCAUGACCACUUCGCCGUGAGGUGCACGGGCUUCUUGAAAAUCCAGACGGCUGGAACCUACGAUUUGUACACAAACUCCGACGACGGCUCCUUCCUUUACCUGGAUGGCGAGCGUAUUGUGGACAAUGACGGGUUGCACGGCCCGCAAGAGAGGAGCGGAUCCAAGCAGCUUGCGGCCGGCUCCCACCCCAUCCUCGUGGAGUUCUUCGAGAACGGAGGCGGCGCGAAGCUCGUCGUCCAGUACAGGGGGCCCGACUCCAAUGGUGCGCAGGUCGUGAUUCCCUCCCAUGCGCUGAGCACCGCCCUCGAACCGACGACCACAGCCGUCUCAUCGACCACCAUGACUACCACGACCAUGGCGACGACCACCACCACCACGACCGUGGCGACGACCACCACCACGACAGUGGCGACCACCACCACCACGACGGUGGCUACGACCACCACGAUGUCUGGCCAGGGACCGCCGGGUCCCCCUGGGCCCGCGGGGCCUCAAGGCCCGCCUGGGCCGCCAGGACCGCCUGGCCCACCCGGUCCGGCGCGUUAG